Molecule: messenger RNA, 935 nt
Organism: Amborella trichopoda
Lineage: Eukaryota; Viridiplantae; Streptophyta; Magnoliopsida; Amborellales; Amborellaceae
Product: auxin-responsive protein SAUR36
Biological process (GO): response to auxin
Source: RefSeq, a predicted model, not a curated record
GUAGGCCCACAGGCCCAAGCUUGAGCGUCAGCUUUGAUGGCGGAGGGACAACAACGGGAGCGAGGGACCGCACCCUUUGAAAACCACGUCCACAUUCAGUCAAUAUCAACACCAUACUCACUCUCCUCCUCCUUCACAAGUGUUCUGAACGCCCUCCACAAACGUUGCCUUCAAACCUGACCACUUCUGUAUUCCUCCCCCCACACCACUCCUCUCGACCAACUACUUGGGCUUAGUUCAAUGGGCUCAGGCAGGCGGAGGGGCUUCCGCAUCAGCCGCAGGCUCGUCAGGCUCUGGCGGUGGCUCUGCAAGCGCAGGACAUUCCGCAGACGUGGUUACCUCCACCUGCGGAAGCCACCUCGCGAAAAGCACCGAGCCCACCAGCAAGUGGUGGUGCACAAGCUUUCUGGUAAAGUGCUCGGGCAUAAUCAUCAUCAGCAUCACCUUCAUCAUCCACUGGGUUACCAGCCCUUGGACGGGCCGGAGGUGCCCAAGGGCUAUAUGGCCGUCUAUGUGGGGCAAAAUGAUGAGCAGUACCGGUUCUUGGUCCCGGUGUUGUAUGUGAACCACCCGUUGUUCGCGGCGUUGCUGAGGGUGACAGAGGAGGAGUAUGGGUUCGAGCAGGUGGGAGGGAUCACAAUACCUUGUGAUGUCUCCCAUUUCGAGACUGUGAGGAAAAGGAUUGCUGGGGACGGAUGGAAGAAAUUGCUCCAUCGCUUGCUCCAUCCCUUCUGAGACAUCCCCCCCUCUCUCUUUCUCUAACUCUUCAAACUCAGGUUGCAAAGGCAAGUUUCAGUCCACUUGAGUUAUGGGUUAGAACUCAUGCCUUUUUCCUCUGUUCUUGUAAAUGUUUUCCUUGUUAUCUUGUAAAUGGAUUCUAAAUCUGCUCGAGAUUACAAUUUCGCACUAAUUAACACCUCUUUCUGUUUCUCUCC